Messenger RNA from Physeter macrocephalus (sperm whale), 2289 nucleotides. It is a transcript of the gene PRKG2, whose product is annotated as protein kinase cGMP-dependent 2. Lineage: Eukaryota; Metazoa; Chordata; Mammalia; Artiodactyla; Physeteridae. Gene Ontology annotation, biological process: protein phosphorylation. Gene Ontology annotation, molecular function: ATP binding; cGMP-dependent protein kinase activity. The coding region runs from base 1 to 2289 and encodes 762 amino acids. The transcript is spliced from 18 exons. The record is from RefSeq and is a predicted model, not a curated record.
AUGGGAAAUGGUUCCGUGAAACCCAAACAUUCCAAGAAUCCAGAUGGCCACUCCGGGAACCUCACUACCAGUGCCCUCCGGAGCAAGGUGACAGAGCUGGAGAGAGAGCUGAGGAGGAAGGAUGCCGAGAUCCAGGAGCGGGAGUACCAUUUGAAGGAGCUACGGGAGCAGCUGUCCAAGCAGACUGUGGCCAUUGCAGAGCUCACGGAGGAGCUCCAGAACAAGUGCAUCCAGCUGAACAAGCUUCAGGAUGUGGUACACAUGCAGGGAGGAAGCCCGCGCCAGGCGUCUCCGGAUAAAGUGCCUCUUGAGGUCCACCGCAAGACCUCGGGAUUGGUCUCCCUCCAUAGCAGGAGGGGAGCGAAGGCUGGUGUGUCUGCUGAGCCCACCACCCGAACCUAUGACCUCAACAAACCCCCUGAAUUUUCCUUUGAGAAAGCGAGAGUCAGAAAGGACUCCAGUGAGAAGAAGCUCAUUACAGAUGCCCUUAAUAAAAAUCAAUUUCUGAAGAGACUGGAUCCUCAGCAGAUCAAAGACAUGGUGGAAUGCAUGUAUGGGAGAAACUACCAGCAAGGGAGUUACAUUAUUAAGCAAGGAGAACCAGGAAACCAUAUCUUUGUACUGGCAGAGGGUCGACUAGAGGUGUUCCAAGGGGAGAAAUGGCUAUCAUCCAUUCCUAUGUGGACGACGUUUGGGGAACUGGCCAUUUUAUACAACUGUACAAGAACUGCCUCUGUGAAAGCUAUUACCAAUGUUAAAACAUGGGCACUAGAUCGAGAGGUAUUCCAGAAUAUAAUGAGAAGGACAGCUCAAGCUAGAGAUGAACAGUACAGAAACUUCCUCAGAAGUGUAUCCUUGCUGAAGAAUUUACCUGAAGAUAAAUUAACCAAGAUCAUUGACUGCUUGGAAGUGGAAUACUAUGACAAAGGAGAUUACAUUAUUAGAGAGGGCGAGGAAGGAAGUACCUUUUUCAUUUUAGCAAAAGGAAAGGUAAAAGUCACCCAGAGUACUGAGGGCCAUGAUCAACCACAACUGAUAAAAACUCUGCAGAAAGGAGAAUAUUUUGGAGAAAAAGCUCUUAUCAGUGAAGAUGUCAGAUCAGCUAACAUUAUUGCUGAAGAAAAUGAUGUUGCAUGCCUGGUUAUAGAUCGUGAAACAUUCAACCAGACAGUCGGGACUUUUGAAGAACUCCAAAAAUACCUUGAAGGGUAUGUGGCAAACCUGAACCGUGAUGAUGAAAAAAGACAUGCGAAGAGAUCCAUGUCUAGCUGGAAGCUGUCCAAAGCACUCUCUUUGGAGAUGAUUCAGCUGAAGGAGAAAGUGGCCAGAUUUUCCUCAUCAUCCCCAUUCCAGAACCUUGAGAUUAUCGCAACACUGGGCGUUGGUGGGUUCGGAAGAGUUGAGCUUGUUAAGGUAAAAAAUGAGAAUGUUGCUUUUGCAAUGAAGUGUAUAAGGAAGAAGCACAUAGUUGACACGAAGCAGCAGGAGCACGUCUACGCAGAAAAGAGGAUCCUGGAAGAGCUGUGCUCCCCCUUCGUCGUGAAAUUAUAUCGCACUUUCAGGGACAAUAAGUAUGUAUACAUGCUUCUGGAGGCCUGCUUAGGUGGGGAGCUAUGGAGUAUAUUAAGAGACAGAGGCAGCUUUGAUGAACCCACCUCCAAGUUCUGCGUUGCUUGUGUGACAGAAGCAUUCGAUUACCUGCAUCGACUAGGUAUUAUCUACAGAGACCUGAAACCAGAAAACUUAAUUCUAGAUGCUGAGGGCUAUCUUAAAUUGGUUGACUUUGGAUUUGCUAAGAAAAUAGGAUCUGGACAGAAAACAUGGACGUUCUGUGGAACUCCUGAGUACGUAGCUCCUGAAGUCAUUCUCAACAAAGGACAUGACUUCAGUGUGGAUUUUUGGUCCCUGGGAAUUCUAGUGUAUGAGCUCCUCACGGGCAACCCGCCCUUUUCUGGGAUUGACCAAAUGAUGACCUACAAUUUAAUUCUCAAAGGAAUUGAAAAAAUGGAUUUUCCCAGAAAGAUAACCAGACGACCUGAGGAUUUGAUUCGGAGGCUUUGCAGGCAAAAUCCAACAGAAAGACUAGGAAAUCUGAAGAAUGGAAUCAAUGACAUUAAGAAACACAGGUGGUUAAAUGGUUUUAAUUGGGAAGGACUGAAAGCACGGAACCUUCCAUCACCUUUACAAAGAGAGCUAAGUGGACCCACAGAUCACAGCUACUUUGACAAGUAUCCUCCCGAGAAGGGGGUGCCUCCUGAUGAGCUGUCAGGCUGGGAUAAAGACUUCUGA